Messenger RNA from Lobosporangium transversale, 403 nucleotides. Its product is annotated as ribosomal protein L35A. Bases 20 to 334 code for a protein of 104 amino acids. NCBI's taxonomy places the organism in Eukaryota, Fungi, Mortierellomycota, Mortierellomycetes, Mortierellales, Mortierellaceae. Gene Ontology annotation, molecular function: structural constituent of ribosome. Gene Ontology annotation, cellular component: ribosome; cytosolic large ribosomal subunit. The transcript has 4 exons. The record is from RefSeq and is a predicted model, not a curated record. Gene Ontology annotation, biological process: cytoplasmic translation; ribosomal large subunit biogenesis.
GCUUCAACUAUUCAGCACAAUGUCUCGUCUUUACGCCAAAGGUCGUGUUCUUGGUUUCAAGCGUGCUAAGCGCAACCAGCGCCCAGACAUCUCGCUCAUCCAGAUCGAGGGUGUGAAGACCGCUGCCGAUACCGAUUUCUACCUUGGCAAGCGUGUUGCCUUCGUCUACCGUGCCAAGCGUGAGGUCAACGGCUCCAAGAUCCGCUGCAUCUGGGGACGUGUCACCCGUGCCCACGGUGGUUCCGGUGUUGUCAAGGCCCGCUUCCGCCACAAUUUGCCCGCAAAGUCGUUCGGUGCCUCCGUCCGCGUUAUGAUGUACCCCUCCAGAGUUUAAAUUUAUCGUUAAAUAAAUCUCGAAACGGAUCAUCCAUGGACUUUCAUACAUUAAAGGAACAAAAAAAAA